AGGUCAGAAGGUAAACACAUUAGUAGCGCCUUGCCCUUCAAACAAAAGUUUAAAAUAAAAUUUUAAAAAAAAAGAAGAAGACAAAAACUGAAACAAAGUUUGGACGUGGACGGCUUUCUUCCGCUCCUUCUCUUCCGCCGUUCCGCCGCAGAGAGCAGAGGGCGCCCCGGGGGUGACGUGUGGUCGGUGCUGCUGGAGGAGCAGCGUGUGUCGGCGGAGGGAGAGUAACGCUUUGUGUUUGGAGCGUCGGAACAAAGGCUGCGCGUUUCUCUCCUUUCCCGUUCCCCUGUGAGCCUCACUCCACAGAAACACCGCCGGUUUCUGCUUCAACAAAGACAAGUGCUCGGGACCGUGAAGGUGGCGGGGUGCUGAAAGCUGCAGGUGAGGGCUGAUCUCCAGUCAUGACCCCGGGGAAUGGGAACAAUGCGCCCACAGUGACUGGCAGCACCCCACAGAAUGGCAGAAGCAAACUGUCCCAGGCCAUAGUCAAGCAGCACAUCCUCACGCAUGUUAUUGAGGGAUUUGUUAUCCAAGAAGGCGCCGAGCCUUUUCCUGUGGAACGUCCAUCUUUCUUGAUUGAGAGACUAAGGAAACACAAUCAGCUCUCCAGGAGACCGAGUCAGACGACUAAUUCAGUGAUGGAGCACCUUUCUCCCCUCGAGGUGAAAGCACAGCAGGAGGAGCCCAUGUUGACCUGUGAGCUGUGUGGAAAGGUGGAUUUUGCUUAUAUCUUCAAAAGGUCCAAGAGGUUCUGCUCCAUGGUGUGCGCUAAACGCUACAAUGUGGGAUGCACAAAACGAGUAGGUCUCUUCCCAAACCGUAAAACUAUGGAGAAUCUAAAGAAACAGACACAGCUCAAUAGAAAUCCCAAAAACUCAACCUCCGAGACUAAAAAGAAGACUGCUGCUUCAGUCCACAAACCUGCUGCUACUUUGUCUUUUGGCCACUCAGUUCGCCUCUCACAGGACGAAUCCACCCACUGUUUGAACAUGUCCAGCUAUCAACUACCCCACUCCCCCACUUUGGCUGCCAGCUCAGCUUCCCAUGGCAGCCGAGGCACCGCGCACUCUGAGCUAGCCGUCCUGUCUCACAGCUUUCUACCCAGCAACCCUGGCAAGUGGAACGUGGAAAAUGUGUACGAGUUCAUCUGCUCUCUGCCAGGUUGCUUGGAGAUAGCAGAGGAGUUUCGUUCACAGGAGAUUGAUGGACAGGCUCUUCUUCUGCUGAAGGAGGACCACCUCAUGGGAACCAUGAACAUCAAACUGGGCCCAGCGCUCAAAAUCUUUGCUCAGAUCAGCAUGCUGAAGGACUCGUAACCCCGGAGACACCCGUUUAAACUCUCACACACUUCUUGACUGCACAAACGAGACAUGCUCAGAAAUCGCAGGGGUCACCGAUCUCAGACCAGUUUAGGAGGCUUUAGUUUGACAAGCUUCCAAAUAUCUUCAAUGCCUACUGACUACAGGACACCACACUGUUUGAUGGGUUAAACUGACAGUAUCAGGCAAACCUUACCAAGCUGUGAUGUCAUUUUCCCCAAAAACAAAAGUGUGCUAGAAAGUGUUCAUUGAUAUUUUUGUUUGUCUUGUGUGAAGACAGUCCUCAUGUAUGGUGCUCGAGGUGAACAGUUGAUUUGGUAGUGCUGGUUUUUCCUAGAGAAUUAGGACUGUGUCCCGGUUCCUUAUCACUGUGUUUCUUUUGUGGUUCUUUAAGUUGAAUAUCCUGGAUGAAAUGACAAGGUGGUCGAUGAAAAUAGUUAAAAUCUUGUCUUUUUACUUGAUCUUUUUGUAUAACGCCAGCCUUAAACAA
Messenger RNA from Lampris incognitus (smalleye Pacific opah), 1809 nucleotides. RefSeq names its product polyhomeotic homolog 2a (Drosophila) (gene phc2a). The record is from RefSeq and is a predicted model, not a curated record. Bases 402 to 1316 code for a protein of 304 amino acids. Gene Ontology annotation, cellular component: PRC1 complex; nucleus. Gene Ontology annotation, molecular function: zinc ion binding; protein binding. Lineage: Eukaryota; Metazoa; Chordata; Actinopteri; Lampriformes; Lampridae. The transcript has 7 exons.